AUGUCUCUCGUGCUUGCAAUGAAUGCCGACGGCGGCGGUGCAAGUGCGACGGCGGGGCGAGAGUGUUCGUGGAGUAUAGAAAACGAUGCACGACGCCCAGCAACGAAGCAGCUUGUCGAAAGUCUGCACGCCAAGAUACAAUCACUCGAAGCCGAACUAGCACAAUUGAAGGGACGGCCCGUAACGUCGUCUGCUGAUAGUGACGCCGAGCCCUCUACCCCAGUUGUGAACGCGUCAACGUUUCCAUCUGAACCAGCAGAGCCGUCGAGCUUCGAGCGCGAGCGUCCGGAGGCACCGAACGCUCAGCUUACAAUGACCGUUAUGUACAGGUAUAUCUUCGACAUAGAUUCAAGCAUCCCGGCCAAUGAGCAAUCCAAGGAUGUACAUCUAAGCGUCGCCUGCCAGUGGAACCGUUACCUUCCCCAGUUGCCUCAUUUAACUCGCCUUGAACAUGACACCAUUCUUUUACGCUGCUUUCAAUACGGAGUUGCAUGGCUGCACUGCAUGCUUCCUGAGGCCUUUCUGCAUGAUAUGCUUUACGCCCUUACAUCCGAGUCAUCUGCGGUCAGCAACCCGUUGCGCCUUCAACAUUACACUCCUAUGCUUCACUGUGCUUUGCUCGCUUAUGCCUGUGCUUUCUCUGACAACCCUGAGAUUCGAUCACCCUCUUUUCGCGCUAAAUUUGCUCAAUACGCAAAACAAUGGCUAGAUUAUGAAUUCGAGAGGCCUGUCAUGGCAUUGGUUAGGGCGCUUGCAUUGUUAGGAGAGUAUCAUUGUGGUAUCGGGCAGCGUAGUUCGGGGUUUAUGUAUAUGGGUAUGAGCAUUCGCGCUGCUCGAUCUCUAAUUCUCGUAGGCGAUCACGAAUCUUGGAUUAAUGAGGGUUCUACAGCCCAUUCCGAAGUGGUUGAGCGUGAUUGGCAUUUCUGGUCAGCCUUUUGUCAAGAUAAAAUCAUGGCGCUAGAAUUCAACCAGGAACACGAUGUACCAGUUCCCCACCUUGGUGUGAGCCUUCCAUCAAUUGACGGAGACUCGGAUAAUCAACCUUGGUCGAAUGGGCUUGUUGGAUUUCCACCAAGAUUAACUACUAAAACAUUUUUCGAUAGUUGCAAACUUAUGGUUAUAUCAACUAGGAUUAUUGAGUUUCUACACACAAAGGACCAAGAAGGCCAAGACGAGCGCGCGGUAAUCAACCUGCAUCUUCAACUUGAUACAUGGUUCAAUAACUUGCCACGAGAGCUACUCGUAUGGGCUCGAUCUACUUCGCCUCUCCCGCACAUAAUUACUCUGCACAUCUGUUAUUGGUUUUUACUAGUCUGCUUGCACCAGCCGCUCUACCAUCGGCCUACUACAAGUGAAGACGACAAGGGGAAAGGGCCUAACACGAUGGGAGAUGUACCAAACCAAGGUGGGGGAAAUGACCCAAUUCACGAUCUGAGUAUCAAAAUGGUGGAUCGGGCGACGCAUAAGAUUGUGCAACUUCUCCAAAUGUUCGAGGAGCAACAUGGAAUGAGGUUCUUUCCUAGGAACAUGAUUUAUAUGAUUUACGAGUGUGGUCUCGUUCUAAUGAAAGAGGCCGCAACUGUACCUUUUGCAGCGACGAAGAAAAGAGCAACUGCAAUCGAGGCUGGCCACGCCUGUUUGCGUGCGUUAAAAGGGACUUCGGUAACUUGGCCGUGGGCCGAACAACUGGCUACUCGCUUGGAAGGGUGUCUAAACGCAGCCGGAGCAAACACCACACUACAGCCCUUCACCUCAAAUUGGUCUAUUCCAGUAGGUGGGACCAACUCAGCAGGCGCAGACAUGUCACCGACGUUCCAUCAGUUCGUCCACGUCUGGGAUUCCACUGGAAUGGAGGCUCCUGGUAGGAUCAAUUUAACGAACAGAAUUCAAGAUACGCAACCAACCGAGCCGAAUUCUGAUAUGACUACCACUCGGGGAAUGGUUCCAAGCUCGAUGGGGCUGGGCUUGCAGGGCCUGGUCCCUCAGAAUCACGACCUUGGCCAUCCAACGAUCAGAAGGAAUCUCGGAGAGGAGGGGAGUGCACAGGUAGACGGGGAAACCCGGGCAUACGACAUGGUUUCCUUCUCGGAUACACCGACUAGUUCUACAUCUUCUUACUCUGCACCCCAUCCUACUCAACAGGGGUCUGACGAAGAUAUGUGGAGUUCCUCUUUGUUUGAUUAG
Molecule: messenger RNA, 2184 nt
Organism: Rhizoctonia solani
Lineage: Eukaryota; Fungi; Basidiomycota; Agaricomycetes; Cantharellales; Ceratobasidiaceae
Product: Fungal specific transcription factor domain
Exons: 12
Coding region: 1-2184 (727 amino acids)
Biological process (GO): DNA-templated transcription
Molecular function (GO): DNA binding; zinc ion binding
Source: RefSeq, a predicted model, not a curated record